Messenger RNA from Brassica rapa (field mustard), 1733 nucleotides. RefSeq names its product RNA polymerase II C-terminal domain phosphatase-like 4. Lineage: Eukaryota; Viridiplantae; Streptophyta; Magnoliopsida; Brassicales; Brassicaceae. The record is from RefSeq and is a predicted model, not a curated record. Gene Ontology annotation, cellular component: nucleus. Gene Ontology annotation, molecular function: RNA polymerase II CTD heptapeptide repeat phosphatase activity.
GCUCGUGAAAUAUCAAUCGGAGCAUUCACUUCACGGUUACACACCGUCGUCGAGGCGUAUCUCUUUCUCCGUCGUCAAAACCUAAUCACCAUUUGAGUGUUCUCUCGCCAUUGAAGGACACCAAGAAGAAAGAUGAGUGUGGCGAGUGAUUCACCAGUGCAUUCUUCCAGUAGCGAUGAUCUUGCUGCCUUCCUUGAAACCGAGUUGGACUCUAACUCAGAUUCUUCCUCCGAGUCAUUUCCCAUCGAAGAUGCAGCCGAGGAUGAUGCUGAAGUUUCCAAUCAUAGGUUAAAGAGACGAAAACUGGAGCAUCUAGAAACCGUGGAUGAAGAUGAGAUUGAGGAAGUAGCUUCUGUGAAGUUUUCACAAGAAAUCUCAGAAGCAUCCUCAAGCAAGUUACCAUGCCAACACCCAGGCACCUUUGGAAACAUGUGCAUUGUUUGUGGCCAAAGAGUGGAAGAAGAAGAAACUGGUAUUUCAUUCACUUACAUACACAAGGGUAUAAAGUUCCAUGAAGAUGAAGUAACCCGGAUGCGUGAUAUAGAUAUGAAAAUGUUGCAAAGCCAGCGGAAGCUAUGUUUAGUUCUUGAUCUAGACCACACUUUGCUUAACUCAACCGUACUUAGGGACCUGAGACCAGAGGAGGAAUACUUGAAAAGCCUUACACAUUCUCUUGAAGAUGUUUCUGGUGGUGAUCUCUUCAUGCUGGAGUUCAUGCAUAUGAUGACCAAAUUAAGACCGUUUGUUCACUCGUUUCUAAAGGAAGCCAGCAAGAUGUUUGUAUUGUAUAUAUACACAAUGGGAGAUAGGCCAUAUGCACGACAGAUGGCGAAGCUGCUGGACCCAAAGGGAGAGUACUUUGGCGAACGGAUCAUUUCUCGAGAUGAUGGCACGGUGAGACAUCAGAAAAGCUUAGAUGUGGUGCUAGGACAAGAAAAAGCUGUUCUGAUUCUUGACGAUACAGAGAAUGCAUGGCCAAGUCAUAAAGACAAUCUGAUCGUGAUAGAGAGGUAUCAUUUUUUUGCGUCAAGCUGCAAACAGUUUGACCACAGAUUCCAGUCUCUCUCGCAGCUGAAGAGCGAUGAGAGUGAACCAGAUGGGGCACUUGCCACAGUUCUUAAAGUCCUUAAGCAAACGCAUAGUCUGUUCUUUGAGGAUGGAGGAGAAGACUUAUCCGGCAGAGACGUGAGGUCAUUACUGAAGCAAGUGCGUAAAGAGAUCCUUAAAGGGUGUAAAGUGGUGUUCAGUCGAGUGUUCCCGACCAAGUCCCAGGCUGAGGAUCACCCGCUGUGGAGGGUGGCUGAGGGAUUGGGAGCCACGUGUGCAACGGAAGUGGAUGAAUCUGUAACACACGUGGUGGCAAUGGAUGUGGGAACAGAGAAGGUUCGUUGGGCGAUAAGAGAGAAGAAGUUUGUGGUGCAUAGAGGAUGGAUAGACGCAGCUAAUUACCUGUGGAAGAAGCAGCCAGAGGAGAACUUCGGGUUGGAACAGCUCAAGAAGCAAGGAGCGGAAGAAAAGAGCGAUGAUGUACCACUUGAAAAGUAAGUAGACUGAGGAAGAAACAGAUAACUUAUGUAAUUGGAUUUUGAUUAUGAAAGUACGUCGAAACAAAGCAAGUUUUUAACAAGAGGCUAGUUUGGAGUCCAACCAAUGUCUGUAUUAGAGCUGGUAUUCGGCUCAAACCGAAGUAAACCGAACUGAUCAAACUGAGAAUUUUUGUUUUUGGUUUGACA